Pocillopora damicornis (cauliflower coral) is the source of this 4369-nucleotide messenger RNA. Its product is annotated as mitogen-activated protein kinase kinase kinase kinase 4. Gene Ontology annotation, molecular function: ATP binding; MAP kinase kinase kinase kinase activity. Gene Ontology annotation, cellular component: cytosol. Gene Ontology annotation, biological process: protein phosphorylation. NCBI's taxonomy places the organism in Eukaryota, Metazoa, Cnidaria, Anthozoa, Scleractinia, Pocilloporidae. The record is from RefSeq and is a predicted model, not a curated record.
AUUAUUUCCCAUGAACAGAGCCCUAUGGUUCCCCUGCGCUUGUGUAUAUUUUGGAUGAGCUGCGAGGGUUGAUUUGUUUUUUGAAAACACUCCAAUGUAAACGUAUGCGUAUUGUGGAAAUAGGAGAGUUUGUGUGGGCUGAGGUGUAGCGCAACACUCGUGAUCGUUCUACGGAUGUGACAAGCUUCCCGUGCGUGGCUUCGCGACUAGGUAGAGAUUCAAAUUCUUCAGUGAGCAGUGCGGUCGUGAAUUCAUCACUUUAGACUAUCAACAUGGCAUACGGACUGGACGAUAUUGAUUUGGCUGCGCUGAAGGAUCCAGCCGGAAUAUUCGAUCUGGUCGAAGUUGUUGGAAAUGGAACGUAUGGGCAAGUACAUAAGGGUCGUCACAAAAGAACUGGGCAACUUGCAGCCAUUAAAAUCAUGGAUGUUACAGAAGAUGAAGAGGAAGAAAUUAAGCUUGAAAUAAAUGUUCUUAGAAAGUUUUCUCAUCAUCGGAACAUAGCAACAUACUAUGGAGCAUUUGUGAAGAAGGGUUUACCAGGACAGGAGGACCAGCUGUGGCUUGUAAUGGAGUUUUGUGGUGCAGGAUCCAUAACGGACCUGGUUAAAGCUUCAAGAGGAAAAUCUUUGAAGGAAGAAUGGAUUUCAUAUAUAUGUCAUGAAGUGUUGAAUGGAGUUAGUCACCUUCAUCAAAACCAUGUUAUUCACAGAGACAUAAAAGGACAGAAUGUGUUACUAACAGACAGUGCUGAGGUGAAGUUAGUUGAUUUUGGAGUUAGUGCUCAAUUGGACAGAACCAUUGGAAGACGAAAUACCUUCAUUGGAACUCCUUACUGGAUGGCUCCAGAAGUUAUUGCUUGUGAUGAGCAGCCAGAUGCCACAUAUGACAACAGGUGUGAUAUGUGGUCAAUAGGAAUCACCGCAAUUGAAAUGGCUGAAACCCAACCACCUUUAUGUGACAUGCAUCCAAUGAGAGCUUUAUUUCUGAUUCCACGGAGUGAUCCUCCUCGACUGAAGUCAAAGAAGGCAUGGUCCAAGAAAUUCCAUAAUUUUGUCAACACAUGCUUGAUUAAAGAUUACCAGCAUAGACCAACAGCAGACCAGCUUUUACAGCAUGAAUUUAUCCGUGAUGCAAGAUCUCAUGAAAGGAAGAUAAGAAUUGAAUUGAAGGAUUUCAUUGACAGGAUGAAAAAGAAGAGAGCACCACCUGAUCAUGAAGAAGAGUAUCAGUAUUCAGGAAGUGAGGAGGAAGAUGAGCAGUUGUUAGCAGGAAUGAUUGCUGAGGAAAUGGGUAUUGUAAAUGUUCAGUCAACUUUGAGAAGAAAUUUAACCCUCAUGCAAGGAGGAACUUUUGGAAGAGGUAAUAAUUAUCCACCAAGAAGGACAAGCAGUGGCAGCAGCCCAGAAAUGAACCUGAACCAUGGCGCACCUCAGCACAUGGGUGCAACUGGUGGUUAUGACAAUGAUGUGUUCCUGGACACCAGUGUUGACAGCUUCAUGACUUUUCAAACAGAUGACACCCUUACAGCAUCCAGCCAUUCACGACACCGAGUAUCUUUGGAUGAGCAGCAAGAUGGUGAAUCCACACUUAGACCUCAAAGAGAAGCUCACCAAGAGGAUUUGGAUGGAUAUGAUACAAUGGUGGUAAAAGAUGAUGAUGAUGACUCGCAGUCAAGUGCCUCAACUGCCAGUAUCGGUGAGGCAAGCAACCCCACCCGACCCCUGACGAACAAUCUGCCAGACGUGCUACCAACACAACAGCAAGUAAAGAAGUCUCAGACUGAGCGCCAUAAGUCAUCAGAUGAAUCCAUUGCCUCCUCCAUUGUGCCUCAGGACCCUAGGAGAGACAGGAAAUUCUCCAAACAACGAAGUUUUGGCUUCAGUCGUCAGUCCCAGGCUCCCUCUGAGGUGUCGGUGAACUUGACCCCUGACAGAACUUCAAUCGCUAACUUGGACGAUCUGGGAAUGCCGCAGAUAAGAAAGUACAAGUACAAAUUCCGAACAGAAAUCUUAUGUGGAGCUCUAUGGGGAGUCAACCUUCUUGUUGGAACAGAAAGUGGAUUAUUUUUACUGGAUCGGAGUGGUUAUGGCAAAGUUUUUCAAUUGAUAUCUAGACGCAGAUUCCAACAGAUAGAUGUACUUGAGGGGAUAAACGUUCUUAUUUCCAUCAGUGGAAAACAAAACAAACUCCGUGUGUAUUAUCUGUCAUGGCUGAAAGCGAAGAUUCUAAAGGGAGAAGAGGCGGAGAAUAUCCGAAGGCAGCGAGGUUACACAACAGUCGGUGAUCUGGAGGGAUGUGUUCACUACAAAGUUGUGAAUUUCCACCGAAUCAAAUUUCUUGCCAUCGCCACUGAGAACAUGAUUGAAGUUUACGCUUGGGCUCCAAAACCAUAUCACAAGUUUAUGGCCUUUAAGUCUUUCUCGUACUUACCCCAGAAACCUCUGAUGUUGAAUGUAUCAAUAGAGGCGGAAAACAGCAGACUAAAAGUCUGUUACUCCUCUGAAAUAGGUUUUCAUGCUGUUGACUUGGACUCAGCUUCAGUUAAUGAUUUAUUUAUUCCUACUCAGCUUCAAGAAAAGUUCCAGCCGCAUGCUAUUAUUCCUCUACCAAGUUCGAGUGGUUUGGAACUUCUUCUCUGUUUUAACAAUGAAGGCGUUUACGUUAAUACCAACGGAGAACUGGUGAGGCAUGCCGUGUUACAAUGGGGCGAGACUCCAUACGCUAUCGCUCACAUAGGCUCAGGACAAAUAAUGGGAUGGGGAGAAAAAGCCAUCGAGGUUAGAUCUGUGGAGACGGGACUUUUGGAUGGUGUGUUUAUGCACAAAAGAGCUCAGACGUUUAGAUUUCUCUGUGAGAGAAACGAAAAGGUUUUCUUCGCUUCUCGGUCGAGUUCAAGUGGCCAGAUUUACUUCAUGACGCUAAGCAAGACAUUUAAAAACUUUGGUUACUAAUAUUUACACAAACUGCUCUUUGGGACGGAAAUGAAAUGACGCCUCAUGAAAGAGAGAGCUCACAGGGCUACAGUGGUGGCUACGUUUGUUCGUAAUCUACCUGAGGGAACCUGCAGAGAUUUCACGUGUUCCUCGGAAUAGGUUUUCUUCUUUGGGGUUUAAAGCUUAGAAGACCUUCGUCUAGUUUUUUCCCUUAUCACACUGACCUGAGAAGUGUGCUUUAGCAGUGAAAAGAUUCAGCUCUCGAUUUUUUUGCAAAGAUUAACAGUAUAAUUUAUUGGUUACGUUGUAGUAACACAUUUUAAGGGGUAAGAUUUAAUUAUUUGUAAACAAAAGUGAAAGCCAAAACAAAACAAACAAAGCAGAACCGAAAUUUAACGUGGAAAAGUAUAAUUGCAACUUUGAAAGCACAGAAUAACUUCUCUCGAGAAGCUCUGUAUAAAGUCUUUUUUUAUCCAUGUAAAUACAGUUUUCGUUAAUUAAAUUGCGUUAAUCUUUUUACAUUGAAUUCGGUAUCUUUAAAUCAUGUUGUCAAAUGUGAAUUUUAAUGAGUUAGUUUGUAGUCUAAGAGAGUUAGCGCUCAGCCUUUAUUCAAGAAAUUUUUCGAUCUUAACGGCAUGCUUUCUGAGAGUAAGCCAUUUAUUUUAAACAGUGUUGUAGGUUUUUUAAAAAAUCUUUUUGAAUACGUCUUUUAGAGUUUUAGAGGACCAAUCGAACUCUGACCCACGAAACUCGUUUUAUUUAGUGAACAGAGCCUGCGUUAGUUUAUUAUCGGUCAGUUGUACAAUCGUAAGAUUUUCGGAAACUUCGGUUUCCGAACAUUGAGCACGAAUAGUGUGAUUUAUUUAUUAACUUUAGAGGCGGGACCUUGUUCGUGAAAAAAGAAAAUUUUGUACAGAACGCUUUUAACUUGACCUAAUUAUUGCAACAUGAGUUGAACGAAAAGCUGAAAUCGUUACAGUAUGACAUGCGACCAUUUCGCUGUGAUUUUCUUGAUUUAGAUACUAAGCUUUUUUUUUAUCAGUGUACUACCGAAAUUUAUUUUGCUCGUCUUAAUACGGUUUUUAUCGACUGACUGAACGGUCCUGCUCCUAAUAUGCAAACGAGCUAUAUCUCGUGUCGCUCAUCUGUUAAAAAGAACGCUGUAAAACGUAAAGUAAAAAAGAUCCAAAGGUCAUGAAAAGCUUCCUCGUAACUUCAAUACUGAUAUGUGUGAAAUUGUAGCCUCCAAAUCUGUGAGGUUCCUGAAUGAUAAGGCACUAACAUUGAGUGACGGUAGCAAAUAAUGCCCAAAAUAAUUGUUAAAUUUUAUUAUUUUAGAUAUUUUUCUUAGACUCCAGAGAUUGCUGUCGGAGCUAGAAUAAAGUGCAAAUACAGAUUUACCGUGUUUUUUAAUAAAGCGAAAUGGUUAGUAA